This is a messenger RNA of Dibothriocephalus latus, 519 nucleotides long. The record is from the annotation of a GenBank genome assembly. Lineage: Eukaryota; Metazoa; Platyhelminthes; Cestoda; Diphyllobothriidea; Diphyllobothriidae.
AUGGACUUGUCGAUUUGGGGUGGUACGAAGGAAAUAGAGUCCUGUGAUAGUGAUUGCCUCGUUGUUCUAGCCUACUUACGACUUGGAAAUUGCCCUAUCAACGUAUCUGCAUACACACUUGACUCAGACACUACAACUCCUCCCUGCCUCGUGCACGGCAGCAAUAAAAUUACUUCUGUCCCCAAAAUUCUAAGCUAUCUACGAAGAGAGAACUAUGGUUUAGAAUACAGCCUCUCAGACAGCGAUUCCUCUAUGCUGGAGUCUCUUGUGACAUCUAUAGAGCGACGGAUCACGCCAGCAGUGCAGUGGUUCCUAUGGGCUGACCCUAGUGUCUACCAGUCAUACACUGCGAAAUAUUAUGGGUCCUUGAUGAAUUGGUUACGCGGCAUUUCUCGGUUAAGACGAUGGCGUGGGAGCAUACAAAUGGAUGCUGAAAAUUCCCAAAUUACUCACUGCACGAAACGGUACAACCGUCCCUCGGAUGUAGAGUCAUCGGUGAGUUUCCCUUUUUUUUAUUAA